UCUCCGCUCCAUCCCGCCCCGCAUCACCCCGCCCCGCUCCGCUCCAUCCCGCCCCGCAUCACCCCACACGUUUCCCAACAGCUGCGGGAGGGAUGGAAAACGCCCCGUGUGCGGCUCAGGAUCAGCCCCCGUCCCCCCCACCUUCCCGGGGCCACCGGGGGCUCUGAGCCCUGGCGCGGGGCUGGGGCCGGGGGUGCGGGGCCGGGGCGGCCCCGGGGCUGUGCUCGGCCCCGUUGUUAUGGAACCGGAGGGAAACAGGAGUAAACACAUCCGCGAGCCUUGGCCGGAGCUCAGCGGGGAGCGGCUCCUCCGCCCCGAGCAUCCCGGGGAGGGGGCUCCGGUGGCCGCGGGCAUCCCGGGCGGUGCCAGCGGGGCUUUGCCCUGCCCGAAAUCACGACGGGUAAAGGAGGGGAUCCCACGGCACCCCCUGAGCCUCAGGUCCCUCUCCGCGACGCCCGCGGUGGAGGAGAAGGAGCUCCCGGGAUGAGCUCAUUGCGUUGGGUCGGAUCCCGGUGCUGAGCGCUCUCCAACCGGGCUGGCUCCGCUCCCGCCCGGGGAGCACCGCGGGGGAUGGGGAGGGAGGGGGGGGCCUCUCUCCGCCUGUCCCGGGGACUGCCAUCCCCGCUAAAGCAGCCCCUCUCCCCCGGUCGCCCUCCCCGGUUCAACCGGGCUGGGAUGCUCCGGCGCUGACCGGGGCCGCUCUGGCUCGCAGGGAGGCGGCUCCAGACUGUUUGACCUCCCGGUGAACCGGCGCCUGCCACGCUCAAUUUCUGUGACCGGGAGCUGUACCGGAGCCAGGCAGCGUCUCCCGGUGCUCCCUGCCCCGUUCCGUUCCUUUUCCCCCCGCCCCAUCGUCCGGUGUGGCUUACGGCCGAGGCCGCCGCUACCGGGAUCCCCGGGAUGCGCGCCCGUGAUUGACGGCUCUUUGUUUCCUCCUCGGGCCCCUCCCCGCCCGCGCCACCCCGCCCCGCCGCGCUCCGCUCCGCACCGGGGGGAACCGGCGGUUACCGGCGGUAUGGGGGCAGCGGCACCGGCGGCACCGGGGGGACCGGCGCUGGCCGCGCUGCUGGCGCUGCUCCUGCUGGGAGCCGCGGGCUCUGCUCGCACCGGGCUGCAAGUCAUCGACCUGCUGAUGGUGAGCGAGGCCCGGCAGAUGGCCAGCGUCACGCACAAGAUCCGGAUGGAGUUCCUGACCGUUAACGACGUUUACCUCCUCUCCACCUUCCGCCUGCCUCCUAAGCAGGGGGGGACCCUCUUUGGCCUCUACUCCAAGAAGGACAACACAAGGUGGCUGGAGGUCUCCGUGGUGGGGAAGAUCAACAAAGUCCUGGUGCGCUACCUGCGGGGAGACAACAAGCUGCACUCGGUCAACCUGCAGCACGCGCAUGUGGCGGACGGGCAGAGCCACACCAUCAUCGUGCGCUUGAGCGGGCUGCGCGCGGACAUGCUGAGCGUGGAGCUCUACGUUGACUGCAAGCAGAUGGAUUCCAGCGUGGGGCUGCCCGAGCUCUCGGAGAUCCCCCUGGCAGAGGUGGAAUCCAUCGAGUUGCGCACGGGGCAAAAGGCUUACCAGAGGAUGCAGGGCUUCGUGGAAUCGAUGAAGCUGAUCCUGGGAGGGUCCCUGAGCCGUGUCGGGGCGCUGAGCGAGUGCCCUUUCCAAGGAGAUGAGUCCAUUCACAGUGCAGUGACAAGCGUGCUGGCCUCCAUCCUGGGUGAGCAGACAAAGGCGCUGGUCACUCAGUUAACCCUCUUUAACCAAGUCCUGACUGACCUGCGGGAAGACAUUAGAGACCAGGUGAAGGAGAUGUCUCUGAUCCGCAACACCAUCAUGGAGUGCCAGGUCUGCGGCUUCCACGAGCACCGGUCCCGCUGCAACCCCAACCCCUGCUUCAGCGGUGUGGACUGCAUGGAGACCUACGAGUACCCCGGGUACCGGUGUGGACCCUGCCCGCCGGGGCUGGAGGGCAACGGCACGCACUGCGCCGACAUCGAUGAGUGCGCUCAUGCCAACCCGUGCUUCCCCGGUUCCAAGUGCAUCAACACGGCCCCAGGCUUCCGCUGCGAGCCCUGUCCCCGUGGGUAUCGGGGCAACAUCAUCUCUGGCGUGGGGGCCGACUACGCGAGGGCCAGCAAGCAGGUUUGCACAGAUAUCGAUGAAUGCAACGACGGCAACAACGGGGGCUGUGACCCCAACUCCAUCUGCACCAACACGCUGGGCUCCUACAAGUGUGGUCCCUGCAAGUCAGGGUUCGCGGGGAAUCAAACAUCGGGCUGCGUCCUGCAGAGGUCCUGCAGCACUCCCACCUCCAACCCCUGCGACAUCAAUGGUUACUGCGUGUUCGAGAGGAACGGCGAAGUUUCCUGUGCGUGCAACGUGGGCUGGGCUGGCAACGGCAACGUGUGUGGGCAAGACACAGACCUGGAUGGUUAUCCGGAUGAGCCCCUGCCCUGCAUCGACAAUAACAAGCACUGCAAGCAGGAUAACUGCCGCCUGACACCGAAUUCAGGGCAGGAGGACGCCGACAACGAUGGUAUUGGCGACCAGUGUGAUGAUGACGCCGAUGGUGAUGGCAUCAAGAAUGUGGAGGACAACUGCCGGCUCUUCCCCAACAAGGACCAGCAGAACUCAGACACCGACUCCUUCGGGGACGCCUGUGACAACUGCCCCAAUGUGCCCAACAACGACCAGCGGGACACGGACAGCAACGGCGAGGGGGACGCUUGCGAUAACGACAUCGAUGGGGACGGGAUUCCCAACAUGCUGGACAACUGCCCCAAGGUACCCAACCCCCUGCAGACGGACCGGGACGAGGACGGCGUUGGGGACGCCUGUGACAGUUGCCCUGAAAUGAGCAACCCCACUCAGACAGAUGUGGACAGUGACCUGGUAGGAGACACCUGUGACACCAACGAGGACAGCGACGGGGAUGGGCAUCAGGACACCAAGGACAACUGCGCUGAGAUCCCCAACAGCUCGCAGCUGGACUCAGACAACGAUGGGCUGGGGGAUGACUGUGACAAUGACGAUGACAACGAUGGCAUCCCUGACUACGUGCCGCCUGGCCCAGACAACUGCCGUCUCAUCCCCAACCCCAACCAGAAGGACUCAGAUGGCAACGGCGUAGGUGAUGUGUGCGAGGAGGACUUUGACAAUGACACAGUGGUGGACCAGCUGGAUGUGUGCCCCGAGAGCGCCGAGGUGACGCUGACUGACUUCCGCGCCUACCAGACGGUCAUCCUCGACCCUGAGGGAGAUGCCCAGAUUGAUCCCAACUGGGUUGUCCUCAACCAGGGCAUGGAGAUUGUGCAGACCAUGAACAGUGACCCAGGCUUGGCUGUUGGCUACACAGCCUUUAACGGGGUGGAUUUCGAGGGCACGUUCCACGUCAACACCAUCACCGACGAUGACUACGCCGGCUUCAUCUUCAGCUACCAGGACAGCGCCAGCUUCUACGUGGUGAUGUGGAAGCAAACGGAGCAGACGUAUUGGCAAGCCACCCCAUUUCGUGCCGUGGCGGAACCGGGGCUACAGCUCAAGGCGGUGAAGUCCUCGACGGGACCUGGAGAGCAUCUGCGCAACGCGCUGUGGCACACAGGCCACACGCCCGACCACGUCCGCCUGCUCUGGAAGGAUCCGCGCAACGUGGGCUGGCGGGACAAGACGUCCUACCGUUGGCAGUUGAUGCACAGGCCCCAGGUGGGCUACAUCAGGGUGCGGCUAUUCGAGGGCCCGCGGCUGGUGGCCGAUUCUGGGGUGGUCAUCGACACCACCAUGCGUGGAGGGCGGUUGGGGGUCUUCUGCUUCUCCCAGGAGAACAUCAUCUGGUCCAACCUGCAGUACCGCUGCAACGGUACGUGUACCAUGGCCCCCACGGAAACCACUGAGCUGACGACAGAGACCAUCACUACGGAGUCGACCACCAUGGAGACAACCACUAAGGCAACCACCGCACCCCACCUGACCACUGCUCCGAACAUCACAGCCUCCAAAACCACCAAUGGCACCAAGACCCCAACCUCCGGCUCCUCCCACGCCACAAUCUUCCCCACCGCAGGCAACACCACCAACUUCCACACCAGCAACAGCUCCGCAGGUGCCACGACCAACAGCACCACGGUGCCCGUCUCCAACAGCACCGCCAUCUCCCACGCCAACGCCACCACGAACAGCAGCAACUGGGUCUCCCCCUCUGGUACCAACACAACGCACAACAUCUCCAUCAUUCCCACCUCGCCCACGGAUGGUGGCAUGGUCAUCCCCCACACCAAAGGCAAUGUGAGCAGCAGUGCUUCGGUCCACCCCACCGAGAAGACGUCAGUCACCUCUCAGGGCAACACGGCUCCUAGGCAGACCCCCACGGUUGUGCAGGACAACAGCGAUGGACCCAACCCCAGCAAAACGGUGGUCCUGCUUCCCACCGCGGUCCAGCUGCUCCUCCGUGUCCCCUUGUCCUUCCGCAUCCUCAACAGGAGCUUCAACGAGAGCCUGCGUGACCCCACGUCGGAGGAGUACAGGAGCCUGAGCCACACGGUCUUGGCCAUGUUCAAAACCGUCUUCGGCUGCACGAGGUGCGUGGGCAGGCAAACUUACAAGGGAUGCAGCGAGCUCAGUUUCAGCCAAGGCUCAGUGAAGGUCCAUUCCACCCUCGUGUUUGGGCAAGGCAACGACACCAUCACCGGCAGCUUCGCCGAGGAGCAACUGAGGAACAGCCUGGACCCAAAGGGUUUAAUCAUGGACCUGCAGCUCGCCGACAUCCAGAGCACUGUGGAGACACCAUCUUCGGGAGCAGCGCCUGCAGUCCCAGGUUGGGGCAUUGCUCUUCUGGUCCUGGUCUGCAUCCUGGUGCUGCUGAGCAUCCUCACCUGCCUUCUGCUGAUCACCUGCGCCUGUCGCCGGAAAAGCCGAGGGAAGCUGGACCUGUUCAGCACGAAGGACUCCUACCACCCCAUGGCCGAGUACCCGCCGUACCAGAGCCACGGGCGCUACGUGUCACCCAACAGCAAACUCAACACCUGUAGCCAGGUGGCCGGCAGCAACGGCGCGGGGAGCGGCACCUUCACCUACACCAACCCCGCUGCCGCCUCCGACAACCUCUGAGGGACACCUUGGGAUGGAGGACGACCACCGUGGGGACGAGGUGACCGUGGCAACUCCUAGGGGAGCAGCACCCCAGGCGCGUCCCCUGGUGUUGCUCGGCCCCUCGCCGCGGGCAGCGGGAGCCGGAACGUUCUGGAGCAGCUGGAACUUGCGCAUGACAGAACUGAAUGAACAAAGAUUUGGGGUGCGACGGAGGGUCCCCCGGUGCCCCCCGGCUGCUGUUUGCUUGCUUCUUCUUCGGGUUGGCAGCGCCGGGCUUGGCUUGACGGGGAGCGCGGUGGCGGGGCCACGGCCGUGGUCUAUUUAUCGCAUUUUUGACAAUAAAAU
Molecule: messenger RNA, 5425 nt
Organism: Cuculus canorus (common cuckoo)
Lineage: Eukaryota; Metazoa; Chordata; Aves; Cuculiformes; Cuculidae
Gene: THBS3
Product: thrombospondin 3
Exons: 28
Coding region: 1016-5098 (1360 amino acids)
Biological process (GO): cell adhesion
Cellular component (GO): extracellular region
Molecular function (GO): calcium ion binding; heparin binding
Source: RefSeq, a predicted model, not a curated record